Spirodela intermedia is the source of this 396-nucleotide messenger RNA. NCBI's taxonomy places the organism in Eukaryota, Viridiplantae, Streptophyta, Magnoliopsida, Alismatales, Araceae. The record is from the annotation of a GenBank genome assembly.
AUGCCUCCGUGUAGCCCUCGCACCCCACCACCGCCCCGUGCAGCUCGUCGGCGUGCUCCUUCUUCCUGUCCCUCGCCAUCUGCUCCGCCAUGUACCCGAUCUUCUCCGCCAGCUUCUCCAGCUUCUCCUCCAGCCUCUCCCUCCUCCUCCACCCCCCCUUCUUCCCCCUCCCCGGCGGCGGCAGCAGCGCCGCCUCCUCCUCCUCCGCCGCCGCGGCUGCCGACCCCUCCGGCGACUGCCCUUCCUCCAUCUCCUCCUCCACCAUCACCAGCCCCGCCGCUUCCUCCCCGUUCAGCUCCCCCCGCCGCCGCCGCCGCCGCCGGCCGCCGUCCUCCGCCGGCGGCUCGCCGGAACCCCUGGAAUAGAACCCCGUGGGCUUCUCGUCCCCGCAGAUGA